CUCUCCUCCGUUUCAAAACUCUCUCUCUCUCUCUCUCUCUCUCUCUCUCUCCUCUCUACCUACAGGUACUCUUCUGUCUCACUUGUACGCAAUAUGUAUAUACAUAUAUAAUUGCAUACGUAUUCGCCUGUAUAUUCUGAACCUUUCUGGAUCCUUCGUUUUGACAAAUUAGGGCUUCUCGCUCCGCGAGUAUCGAAAAGUAGUACUAGUAGUGUUUCGUUGAUUUAGAUUCAGCUGUUGAUACGGAUUUCUCGGAUACUAUUGAUUAGGCAGCUUCAAUGGCCACUUUCGGUGCCGCUUCGAAUGCUAAUAAUCCCAACAAGUCGGCUGAGGUAGCACAACCUCCAAGUGAUUCUGUAUCAAGUCUUGCUUUCAGUCCCAAGGGUAAUUUCCUUGUGGCAACUUCGUGGGAUAACCAGGUGAGAUGUUGGGAGAUAAUGCGGAAUGGGACCACCAUUGGCAGUGUGCCCAAGGCAUCAAUGUCACAUGACCAGCCGGUUUUAUGCUCAACUUGGAAGGAUGACGGUACAACUGUUUUCUCUGGGGGAUGCGACAAGCAAGUUAAAAUGUGGCCGUUAGGUGCCCAACCAGUUACUGUGGCCAUGCACGAUGCACCUGUUAAGGAUAUUGCAUGGAUCCCAGAGAUGAACCUCUUAGUGAGUGGAAGUUGGGACAAAACCCUGAGGUAUUGGGAUCUGAGACAGUCAACUCCAGUGCAUACGCAACAACUUCCUGAGCGCUGCUAUUCAAUUUCAGUGAGACAUCCACUGAUGGUCGUCGGAACUGCGGAUAGGAAUCUUAUCGUUUUCAACUUACAAAACCCUCAGACUGAAUUUAAAAGGAUCACCUCACCCUUGAAGUAUCAAACAAGGUGUGUUGCUGCCUUUCCUGAUCAGCAAGGUUUCUUGGUUGGUUCAAUUGAGGGCAGGGUUGGUGUACAUCAUCUUGAUGAAUCGCAGCAAGCUAAAAAUUUUACUUUCAAAUGUCAUAGAGAGGGCAAUGAGAUAUACUCAGUCAACUCGCUGGACUUCCAUCCUGUCCAUCACACGUUCGCAACUGCAGGAUCUGAUGGUGCUUUUAACUUUUGGGACAAGGAUAGCAAACAGAGGCUUAAGGCAAUGUCAAGAUGCAGUCAACCUAUACCUUGCAGUGCUUUCAACAGUGAUGGCUCGAUCUAUGCCUACGCGGUGUGUUACGAUUGGAGUAAGGGUGCAGAAAAUCAUAACCCAGCCACCGCAAAGACCAACAUUUUCCUGCACUUGCCACAGGAGUCUGAGGUGAAAGGCAAACCACGAACGGGAACCAGUGGCAGAAAGUGAAGCUGCUGCUUGUCAGCCUCGAGAAGAAUACAUCGUUGUUUCUGUAAAUGGAGAACAGUUUUUCAUCUUCCUUUUCCUACUUUACUUUUGGUCUAUGAGUUCUUUUUUCUUGUUAAUUCUAGAAGUUAGGGGCAGAGAUGAGGCCGCUCAGGUUUUUUCAAUCUAGAUUGUGAAUCUUCAGUCUCCUAGUAAUAUAGUUCUUUUCCCUUUUAGGUAUGCAGUUCACCAUUGUAACUUCACGAAUUAGCUUGUUACUUGUUGCAAGUACAGCGAAUGUUUUUCUCUAUGACCAGUUGGAUUUCAAGUUA
Molecule: messenger RNA, 1627 nt
Organism: Rhododendron vialii
Lineage: Eukaryota; Viridiplantae; Streptophyta; Magnoliopsida; Ericales; Ericaceae
Product: protein RAE1
Exons: 11
Coding region: 279-1319 (346 amino acids)
Biological process (GO): RNA export from nucleus; transcription-dependent tethering of RNA polymerase II gene DNA at nuclear periphery
Cellular component (GO): nuclear pore
Molecular function (GO): ubiquitin binding; RNA binding
Source: RefSeq, a predicted model, not a curated record